Molecule: messenger RNA, 780 nt
Organism: Sinocyclocheilus grahami
Lineage: Eukaryota; Metazoa; Chordata; Actinopteri; Cypriniformes; Cyprinidae
Product: prefoldin subunit 3-like
Exons: 6
Coding region: 57-644 (195 amino acids)
Biological process (GO): microtubule-based process; protein folding; tubulin complex assembly
Cellular component (GO): prefoldin complex; cytoplasm
Molecular function (GO): tubulin binding
Source: RefSeq, a predicted model, not a curated record
GUGCGUAAGAGCAGCGGGCGCAUGCGUGAAGAGGAAGAGCCGUGAGUCUCUCCAAAAUGGCGAUGACCAUAGAGAGUGGCAAUGCAGGAGCUGCAAAUAAGAAAAAACACCUCGGAAUCCCCGAAGCAAUAUUUGUGGAAGAUGUGGAUGCCUUCAUGAAGCAGCCGGGCAAUGACACAGCAGACGCCGUGCUGAGGAAGCUGGAUGAACAGUAUCAGAAAUAUAAAUAUAUGGAGCUCAAUCUGGCUCAGAAGAAACUCAGGUUGAAAAGCCAGAUCCCACAAAUCAAACAAACUUUAGAAAUCCUAAGGCACAUGCAGAAAAAGAAGGACACUACAGAUCCCAUGGAGACACAUUUUCUGUUGGCUGAUAACGUCUAUUGCAAAGCCUCUGUCCCACCCACAGAUAAAGUGUGUUUGUGGCUUGGGGCUAAUGUCAUGUUGGAGUAUGAUAUUGAUGAGGCCCAGGCGCUGUUGGAAAAAAACUUUGCUACAGCUUCCCGGAAUCUGGACUCUCUGGAAGAGGACCUGGACUUCCUUAGAGACCAGUUCACAACCACCGAAGUCAAUAUGGCACGUGUUUACAAUUGGGAUGUCAAGAGAAGGAGCAAAGACAACCUCCUCAAAUCUGCAGAGCGGUCCUAGAAGAGGAGGCCUAGUUUGGUCCCACCCCACCUGAAUUCCUUUCCCAUCAGAAAAUUCACCCCAUGUAUCUGUUUGCACCAACACCAACUGUUAUCUAUUGAUUUAUUACUUUUUAAAGUAUUUUUUCAAGUAAAAA